This is a messenger RNA of Syngnathoides biaculeatus (alligator pipefish), 2166 nucleotides long. RefSeq lists its product as uncharacterized. The record is from RefSeq and is a predicted model, not a curated record. Gene Ontology annotation, molecular function: DNA binding. NCBI's taxonomy places the organism in Eukaryota, Metazoa, Chordata, Actinopteri, Syngnathiformes, Syngnathidae. Bases 209 to 1192 code for a protein of 327 amino acids. The transcript is spliced from 2 exons.
GUUUUCGUUUUUUUUUUUUUUUUUUUUUUACAACCGAAACCGUAAUCGGACUUUCGAAAUCGGUUAAAAUUUUCCAAUCAUUUCUUCCGGUUCCGGUACUCCAGAUUGCGCUAUUUUUUCCAAUAUCAUUUCUACUUUUUUCAAGUUUCGCUGUUGGAGUAAAGUUGGACUCAAAAGAACAUUCAGUUAAAUCAAAGAAACAUCAAACAUGGCAUCGAGGAAACGCUCCAAAGUAUGGGAGUACUUUGCAAGAAGUAAAGAAUCGAAAGAUGAAAGUGAGUGCAAGAUAUGUAAGAAGCUUAUCAAGUGUGGAGGGGGAUCGACGUCCUCCAUGGCUGCUCAUGUCGAGAAGGUACACGGCUUGAAGUUGUGUGAUGAUAAAGACUCAAAAGUUGCAAGAGUUGAGGGUGCGUGUAGUACUGAUAAAUAUCUACUGAAAAAAUCAAUGAUCGAAGAAGUCUCAAAGUUAGCAGCUGUGGACGGCUUGUCCUUGAAUGCAAUUGCUAAUUCUGAAUUUAUUCAGAGAAAUCUUCGAGCUCAAAAACAUCAUUAUGACAAACCUCCCCCCUCAUGUGGAAACACUGUUAAGGCGAUGCUGUAUUCAUUCUUUCAAACCAAAAAAAAAGAACUCACGAAAUAUUUCAAUAACAAAACACAAAACGGUCAUAGGUAUUCCAUCACGCUGGAUGAGUACACCGCAAUUCAAAACAAGCGUCUUAUGAAUAUUAACGUUCAUUCCAAGGACGAACAUUGGUCCUUAGGAUUAGUCCAGAUAGACGGAUCCCUUGACGCUAACAAAGCCGCCCAGACUGUUGGGAAACACUUGUCAGACUUUGGACUCGACAUCCAGAAGGACAUCGUGGGCUGCACCACGGACGGUGCAGCUGUCAUGGUCAAGUUUGGACGUGAGGUUACCCCCGACCAUCAACAAUGCAUUGCCCAUUGUAUGCACCUUGCUGUUUGCAAUGUUUUGUACAAAGUAAAUGAACACGAACCCAGACUUCUACAACCCAACGACCCCGAGUGUGAUAGCCCUGAUUCCGAAUCUGAGGGGAAUGCUGAUGAGGAGUCUGAGGGGGAGGGCGAUUCAGAAGUUGUGGAGAUGUACAUGCCGUUGGUAUCUGAGUACAGAGCCACCAUUGACAAGAAUCUGUGUCUCAAGAGGAGUGGGAUAUUCUGCAAACCAUUGUAGACACUCUACGGCCAGUUGAAAUGAUUUUGAAAGCCAUCAGUGCCGAUGACAUGGACUUACUUCAAGCAGAAACCUCAAUGGUUUUCCUGUUAGAAAAACUGGACGGAUUGAAAAACCCCCUCUCUAUACAGAUUCAUGCCCAAUUGCUUGAACGGUACAAAUGCCGGCGUCAGACCGAGGCGGUUGCGCUACUCCGGUAUUUACACAACCCCACCGUCGCAAAAACGGAUCCAGUCUUUAGAACCCCGGUCUCGACGCAGAACUUGAAGAGAUGUGCCGAGGCCCUGUACAGGAGGCUGUUUCCUCAAGUACUUGACUCCGACGCAGAGGGCCCCGCAUCUCAGGAGGACACAGCCGCUGUUAGCGCCGAUUCUGCAGUGAAGGAAGAGUCACCUGUGUCAUAUUCCAGGUUGUUGCAGGAAUAUACGGCUGCCUUGCAACAGAUGAAGACCCAGGCUUCCCAGCCAAAACGUGACACCAAAGUGGACAUGUCCAAAGAAUUCAAGGCUUACGAGUCCAGUUUGACCAGAAGUCCUACCCUGGAAUGUCUCUUUAAUGCCUUGUUAACGUUUAAGCCGACCAGCGUGCCGUCCGAACGGGCCUUUUCAAUCGCAGGACAGUGUGCCACAAAAUCAAGAGCAAGACUGUCAGGGAAAACCUUACACGUUAUGUGCUUUCUUAAAGACUACUUUAAGAAAUCCAGCAAGCCUUAAAUAGCUCAUUUUGUUUGUUAACUGUUCUGUGUUGAGUAAUCCGUAUGAAAAUUUUCAGAACUUAAUCUACCAUACGUUACAAUUUUUCAACUGACUUUGUUUUGUCAAACGUUUUAAUUUUUCUACCGUGUAUAUUCUUCCUAUACGGCGCUACCCCCACCUCAUGAGACAUGCCGAGGAGGGCAAUGGUGAUCGGUUAGUGUGCUACUGUAACAUGCAAAAUAUUUUGUAUUCGCAGUAUAUACAAAUGUUCUAAAUGUA